Molecule: messenger RNA, 681 nt
Organism: Menidia menidia (Atlantic silverside)
Lineage: Eukaryota; Metazoa; Chordata; Actinopteri; Atheriniformes; Atherinopsidae
Source: the annotation of a GenBank genome assembly
UACCUGUAUAUAGCAAUAGAAUAUGCACCCUAUGGGAACCUGCUUGACUUUUUAAGGAAGAGCAGAGUUUUGGAGACUGACCCUGCCUUUGCAAAAGAGCAUGGUACUGCUUCCACCCUCACCUCACAGCAGUUGUUGCAAUUCGCUGUGGAUGUGGCGACAGGGAUGCAUUACCUCAGCGACAAACAGUUCAUUCACAGGGAUUUGGCAGCAAGGAAUGUUCUUGUCGGGGACAAUCUUGUGGCAAAGAUAGCAGAUUUUGGUCUGUCUCGUGGUGAAGAAGUUUAUGUUAAGAAGACAAUGGGAAGGCUGCCGGUACGCUGGAUGGCCAUUGAGUCCCUGAAUUACAGCGUGUAUACAACCAAGAGUGAUGUGUGGUCUUUUGGUGUUCUCCUUUGGGAAAUUGUAAGCUUAGGUGGCACACCGUAUUGUGGGAUGACAUGCGCUGAGCUUUAUGAAAAGCUGCCACAAGGCUACAGGAUGGAAAAACCUAAAAACUGUGAUGAUGAGGUUUAUGAAUUAAUGAGGCAGUGCUGGAGAGAUCGGCCCUAUGAGAGACCCCCGUUCUCCCAGAUCUCUGUCCAACUGAGCAGGAUGCAGGAAGCUCGGAAGGCUUACGUGAACAUGGCUCUUUUUGAGAACUUCACCUAUGCUGGAAUAGACGCCACGGCCGAGGAGGCC